Molecule: messenger RNA, 3606 nt
Organism: Lotus japonicus
Lineage: Eukaryota; Viridiplantae; Streptophyta; Magnoliopsida; Fabales; Fabaceae
Exons: 1
Coding region: 1881-2834 (317 amino acids)
Source: RefSeq, a predicted model, not a curated record
AAUGAAGUACCCUUGCCAGAUAUUCUGUUGUUCGUAGCUUCCUUGAUCUUGCUUGUAAAAGUAAAGUAGAAAAAUCCACGGACACCCUGUCAUAGGAGUUGAAAUGAGUCAAAGUCAAGGCAUAUAAUAUUCAGAUGGAAUGGACGGACGAACUUGCUGGCUAAGUUUCAUUUGCUUCAUCAACAAGGAAUCUGGACCUAUAUAUAUAGCGGAAAUGAACUCAAUAAAUUCACAGACAACAUUAAUCAGCAGCAAUUAGCAUUUAUAGCACAUCCUAUUCUUAAUUACUCCAAUCAACAAGAAGUUAGAGUGUUUUUCCCUGUUUGAACUUUGUACAACCACAACACUUUAACACCUCCAUUCUAUUUCUACUUGAUCUUAGCUAGAUUCUUAGGCCAGAUUGUAUUGCAGAAGCUUAAGCUAGAUGGGUCUUAAGGACAAGAAGAAUAGCUCACUUUGGUCUGAACUUUUAUCCUUAUUAGCGGUGAUCAUUUUUAAUGGAGAAGUGAAGACAAGUAAAGCUGCAGCACCACCUGGUGGGGCUGUGGUCAACAUGGUUGCUGUGUCAAAGCAUUUCUCUUCCCCUCACAAAGUGCAGUUUGGCUAGUUUAGCUAUCUUAUUCUUCCUGCUACUCGAUUAUGUAUUACAAGUGUAUUUAAUUAGGUGUGGAAAGUAUUGAAGUACUCAAACAAAUAAUGAUAAUUUUGUAUUUGUAAUAUGUGAUUUAAUUUGAGACAACUUUUUUCAUAAACAUUUAGCACGUUUUUAUUCAAAAUAUACACUCAAUGCCAUGCCACCAUCUCCAUGUCCCUUUGUUUUCCAAAGAGUUCAGCUAUUGAGUGUAGAGAAUUUCAAUCGGAAGGAUCAUGACAUUUAUUUUAAGAGCAUGUUUGGAGGAGACUACCAUCCAUGAGUGGCUAGGGAAAGAAAUGUGCAUACUCUCUGUUAAUCAGAUCUUGGUAUCCAUCAAUAAUACAAAAUCAUGUUUUGAACCAUGUUUUGUUUCGGCCAAGGAUUAAUAACAUUGUUUUUUAGUAGGCCUAAGGGCUAGGCCCAGAUUGCAAGUUGUAGGAGGAUAUUAAAUAAUAGCCCAAUGGACGUUGGUUCAGACAUUAUUGAUAGAAUAGGAAAUAUUCUUCCUGUAAUUAUGCCUAAUUUCUUGUAAUUGUAUUUAUUCCUAGGUUGACUUUACCUGUAUAUAUACUCUUGCUAUUGAUCAAUGAAAGGCACCAAAUUAUUUCCAUAUUCUUCCAUUCUUACAUGGUAUCACGAGUCUUUCUCUGAUCCAAACCCUAGCCUCCUUGCGUUGACGGCCGUGCCACCUUUCCCCUUUUGCACCGCCUCCGCACACAAGCUUCUGCGCCGCCGCUGCCACCGCCGCCGCCGCGCCAUUUUUUUCUUGUACCUUGCUUCCGCCCAACCUCCAUUUUCUUUUCUUCCACUCAGCAGCCUUCUCCUUCCUUCCUUUCUAAAAAAAAAAACGUCGCCGCCCCUGCCGCGUGUAUCUCAGUCACGCCCCUCCGCUGCCUCUGCAAGUUUCCAGCGUCGUCGUCCUCUUCGCGAGUUGUUCCUCUCUCACCAGAUCCCAGUGCCGCCGCCUCCUACAGCCGCGCCGCCACUGCCCCUCGCACCGACGACCGCCAACCUUGCCCGCCGCCGCCGCCCCUGGCCGCUAGCCUCCCGCGCCGCCAGCACACGCCCAGAUCUGCGCUCCACUUGCAAGCAGAUCCGGGUACCAAACAACAAGCUCGACCCGACCCGGAUCUGUUUCCAGCGAACUAGACCGCACCGGUUCGCUCAGCCCGGUUUGGCCAGACCGUCCGGUUAAACCACCAGCAGCCUUAAAAAAAAGAAAAAAAACAUUUAUCUUGCUAAUUCCAUGGCUGAUUCCACUUCCACUCAUACGGUGGUCCCUCCAGUGGCUCCUCUUGCCCCGCCGACCAAGCCUGAUUUUCACCCGACGCUUGCUGUUUCAAAUAUUAAGAAUAACAUCCCUAUUAUGCUUGACAUGGACACUGACCGCUAUGGUACUUGGGCGGAGCUUUUUCGCAUUCAUGCCCGUUCCCAUCGGGUUCUGCAUCACAUUGUCCCUGUUGCGGACAAGCCUCCUCCGCCAGUCACUGACCCUACCUAUGAGCAGUGGGCCACUUUGGAUGCCACGGUCCUUCAGUGGAUCUUUUCCACGAUUUCUAUUGAUCUGAUGACUACCAUCAUGGAGCCUGACUCCACUGCUCUCAUUGCUUGGACGCGUUUGGCAGAUCUAUUUCAUGAUAAUCAGAACGCCUGUGCUGUCACCCUGGAGCAGGAGUUUUCUACUGUUCGCAUGGAGGCUUUUCCGACCAUUGCCGCCUACUGUCAGCGUCUGAAGACGCUUUCUGACCAGCUCCGUGAUGUCGGAGCUCAUGUGAACAACCAUCGUCUGGUAUUUCAGCUCAUCUCUGGCCUCACUGAUGCUUACAAGGGUGUUGCCACUUUGAUUCGCCAGAGCAAUCCGCUCCCCUCGUUUCAUCAGGCUCGCUCCAUGCUCACCUUGGAGGAAGCCGGUAUGGCUAAGAUGAAACCUGCUGAACCUCCUACUGCUUAUGUUGCUACUCAGUCGCGACCUUCUGUUGCAUCUUCACAGAGCUCUGAUCGUAGGUCCUCCAACCGUUCUCGAUCCCACAACUCUAAGGGUCAUGGUGGGAAUCGUGGCAACGGUGGUGGAUCACGCAGUGGCACCUCUCAAGGCUCCUCUCCUCCGAUGCCACCUCAGCCGCAGUACUUCCCGUACCAGCAUUGGGGAUGGGCCCCUCCUCCUUGGGCCAUGCCUCCGUGCCCAUAUCCUACCUCUUAGUGGACUCGUCCGUCUGCUCCUCCUCGGAAACCCGGCAUUUUGGGUCAGCGUCCUCAGGCUUAUGCUGUGCCCACUGACAUUGCCAUUGCCAUGCACACCAUGACACUUGCUCCCCCGGAUGACACCUGGUACAUGAACACUGGAGCAUCCUCUCAUGUAGCAGCCUCACCAGGUAAUCUCACGUCUUAUUCUAAUUUAAGUCAUCUUAAUCAGAAACUGUAUGUUGGUAGCGGACAGGGCAUUCCAAUUCAAGGUUCUGGAGACACCACCCUCCCCACCUCCCAUAAACACAAGCCUUUGACCCUUUCCCAUGUCUUGCACACACCACAAAUUGUUAAAAACUUGAUUUCUGUGCGACAACUCACUACUGAUAACAAUGUUUCUGUUUGUUUUGACCCAUAUGGCUUCUCGGUUCAUGAUUUUCAGACGGGGAUUCCACUCAUGAGAUGUAAUAGUCCUGGCGACCUAUAUCCAGUCACUUUAUCCUUUCCAUUUGCUGGUCUAGCUCAGAGUCUCUGGCACAGCCGCCUUGGUCAUCCCAGUCUUUCUGCUUUGCAGUCUCUUCGUAGUAAUAAGUUCAUUCAUUAUGAGCAUUUGAAUUCUAGCACCGUUUGUGAGUCUUGUGUGUUGGGCAAACAUAUUCGGUUGCCCUUUGUUUCUUUCAAUAAUGUAACUGUGAUGCCCUUUGACAUUUUACACAGUGAUUUGUGGACUUCACCUAUUUUAUAUUCUGUCGGUCAUCGAUAUUAUGUAUUAUUCUUAGAUGAUUUUA